AUGGCUCCCAUCGCAACCACCUCGCCAGGCAAGGCGCACCUCUCGAGCGUCGACAUCAUGUCGCUCGAGGCUGACUACUCUGCCCACAACUAUCACCCCCUCCCCCUUGUCAUUGCGCGUGGAGACGGCGCGCGUGUUUGGGACCCCGAGGGAAACGAGUACCUCGACUUCCUGGCUGCUUACAGCGCCGUUAACCAGGGUCACUGCCACCCCGACAUUCUCAACACCCUCAUCCAGCAGGCGUCCACCCUCACCCUCUCCUCCCGCGCGUUCUACUCGACCGGCCUCGGUCCGUUCGCCAAGAAGGUGACUGAGUUGUUCGGCUUUGAGAUGAUGCUCCCCAUGAACACUGGUGCCGAGGCCGUCGAGACGGCCAUCAAGAUCGCGCGCAAGUGGGGCUAUGAGAAGAAGGGAAUUGCUCCCCACAAGGCCAAGGUCCUCUCUGUCGAGGGCAACUUCCACGGCCGCACGAUCGGCAUCAUUUCGAUGUCGACCGACGAGGAUGCGCGCAACAACUUUGGCCCAUACCUCGAGAACGUUGGCCCAACCGUCAACGGCAAGACGAUCCGCUACAACCACGCCGAGGACCUCGAGGCCGUCCUGAACGAGUGCGGCGACGAGGUGGCCGCGUUCCUCGUCGAGCCGAUCCAGGGCGAGGCGGGCAUCUUUGUUCCCGACGACGGAUACCUCAAGCGGGUGCGCGAGCUGUGCACCAAGCACAACGUGCUGCUGAUCUGCGACGAGAUCCAGACCGGCCUCUGCCGUACCGGCAAGAUGCUCUGCUACGAGUGGGACGGCAUCAAGCCCGACAUGGUCAUUCUCGGCAAGGCUCUGUCGGGCGGCAUGUACCCCGUCUCGUGCGUUCUUUCUUCCAAGGACAUUAUGCUCUGCAUCAAGCCUGGAGAGCACGGUUCGACCUAUGGUGGCAACCCUCUCGGCUGCGCUGUUGCUUCCACGGCUCUCGACGUUCUCGUCAAGGAGAACCUGGCUGAACGCUCGCUCAAGCUCGGCGAGAUCUUCCGUGAGGGCGUCAAGGCUAUCAACUCGCCGUUUGUCACCGAGGUUCGCGGGCGCGGGUUGUUCAACGGCGUCGUGAUCGACCACUCCAAGUCGACCAAGGGCCGCACGGCUUGGGACCUGUGCCUCAUCAUGCUCUCCAAGGGUCUCGCGGCGAAGGUGACGCACGAGACGAUCAUCCGCUUUGCCCCGCCUCUUGUCAUUUCCGAGGAGGACGUGCACAAGGCCGUUAACAUCAUCCGGGACUCGUUGGAGGUCUUUGACACGAUUGAGCCCCUCCCCUUCUCGGACCGCCACUAG
Cutaneotrichosporon cavernicola is the source of this 1317-nucleotide messenger RNA. RefSeq lists its product as uncharacterized. The record is from RefSeq and is a predicted model, not a curated record. NCBI's taxonomy places the organism in Eukaryota, Fungi, Basidiomycota, Tremellomycetes, Trichosporonales, Trichosporonaceae. The coding region runs from base 1 to 1317 and encodes 438 amino acids. The transcript is spliced from 4 exons. Gene Ontology annotation, molecular function: identical protein binding; pyridoxal phosphate binding; L-ornithine transaminase activity. Gene Ontology annotation, cellular component: cytoplasm.